UCCCGGGCUGCCUGACCAUCUUGCCUGAAACUACUGGCCAAUUAGAAUUUUAAAUGUUUUGGCUGGAAAGGCCAAUAUAUCUAUGAGGAAACACUUCUGGAAUUUACUGAAAAUAAUCGGAAGGACAGAGCCCCUUUGACCACUGUUUUGUUAGAUAGGAGUUUAUUACUUUAUAGUCAAUCUGAUUCGAAGAAUAAAGCUCCCUGUAAUAAUUAGGAGUAAAAGAGAUGUCGCUUUACUGUCAUUUUUAAACCUGUUUUUAGGCGGCCCUGUGGUGGUUUGAUGGUAAAGCCCGGCUCCUCACGUGUGGUCUCUGUGGAAGUUGGAGCUGCUGGAGUUUGUCAGCAGUCGGCAGUCAAACUUUAAUUUGGGUUGUUUUUAAACUUAUUUUAAUUCCAGACAUGGCCGAAGAUGAUGGAUUAAUGUUAAAUGUUAUCAAUCACCCCGGAGCCCCAUUUCUCAGUCGAAGAAAGAAGGUUUAUCAGCACAAGGGCUCGACAGAGGCGGAAAGUCGGAGACAGACACAGCCCAUUGGUGGGAAACGUCAGACACAGCAGAACUCUAGAAGUGACUGUUCUUCUCCUAAUAGUCCAAAUCAAAAAUUUUCAGUUACAAAAAGAAAAUACACGAGCAUUGUGAAACUAUCUCAGUGUGAGCAGUUACCCAACCUGGCUCCAAAGAGGAGAAAGAUUAAAGAAAGUCCAGUGGAUAAAGCGGAGAUAAAAGGAACGGCUCCUGUGAAAACCUCCUCUUUGUUUAGGAACAACCCUGACAUACCAGAGAUACCCAGACAGACAGUAAAAACUUUGAAGGAAAAGGUUUUUACAACUAACUCUUUCAAUGAGCUUAAUCUCCAUCCACACCUGGUCUCUACACUCAGCAAUGUCCUCAAGGUCUCAUACAUGACCAGCGUUCAGAAGCAAACAAUUCCAGUUUUACUUGAUGGAAAGAAUGCUCUGGUACAAUCUCAAACUGGCUCAGGCAAAACAUUAGCAUAUGGUGUCCCUCUGGUCCAGUCUUUGCAGUCUGUUCAACCAAAAAUCCAGCGCAGCGAUGGACCAUAUGCUGUAGUCAUCAUUCCAACCAGAGAGCUGGCCCUGCAAAGCUUUGAUACCAUUCAGAAAUUAGUCAAGCCAUUUACAUGGAUCGUACCAGGAGUGCUGAUGGGAGGAGAGAAACGAAAAUCUGAGAAAGCUAGGUUACGUAAAGGUAUAAAUAUACUACUAUCAACUCCAGGGCGCCUAGUGGAUCAUAUAAAGAACACAAAAAAUAUUUGUUUUACUCGUGUACAGUGGCUUAUUAUUGAUGAAGCUGACAGGUUGCUGGACCUGGGUUUUGAGAAAGAUAUCACUGUGAUAUUGAAUGCUCUAAAUGCAGCACACCAGAAAAGGCAAAAUGUUCUCCUCUCUGCCACCCUAACAGAUGGAGUGAAUCGUUUAGCUGGGAUCAGUUUAAAAGAACCAACCAAUAUAUAUAUCACAGAAACACGGCAGUCCAAACCUGUAUUUGCGACAAAAGGAAUGAAGACCAAGCAAGAGAAUACUGAGGAAGAUUUGGGAUGCUUUUCAAUUCCAGAGCAACUUCAACAGUUUAUAGUAAUGGUUCCCAGCAAACUGCGACUAGUUACGCUUUCAGCAUUUGUCCUCCAAAAAUGCAAAAUGGAAGAGAAACAGAAAAUGAUCAUAUUUUUCUCUAGUUGUGAGUCCGUGGAAUUUCACUACACCCUUUUCACAAAUGUCCUUACUCCAUAUUCUGACAACAAGGAGCUAAAACAUUUACCUUUCUCAGCUUGUAAGAUGCUGUUUCUGCGAUUGCAUGGGAACAUGGAGCAGGAGGAGCGGAAGCAAGUUUUUCUGGAAUUCUCACAUUCGAAAAUGGGUGUCCUUCUCUGCACAGACGUAGCAGCACGUGGGCUGGAUCUGCCAGAAGUCACGUGGAUUGUUCAGUACUGUGCUCCGACCUUGCCUGCAGAAUAUGUUCACAGAGUAGGACGGACAGCCCGAAUUGGGUCCUGUGGAAACAGUCUUCUUUUCCUCACUCCCUCUGAAGCAGAAUAUGCAAAGGUGCUUGCAUCUCACCAAAUCAGUGUCUCUGAAAUGAAAAUGGAGGCCAUCCUAUCAACCCUUUUAAUGGAGCGCUUUAGAAGAAAACAAUCUGGACAAAAGUUGGAUGCCAUUAUCUUGCAAGGAGUAAGAGAAUCAGCAACCAUCUUGCAAAAAGCGUAUGAGAACUAUGUCCAUUCAACCAAAGAAACCCUUCUGCAAGCCAAGAAAGCUUUGCAGUCAUUCAUUCGAGCAUAUGCCAUAUAUCCAACAAACCUAAAGCGUUUCUUCCAUGUGAAGACACUUCACCUCGGACACACUGCAAAGAGUUUUGGACUCCGAGAUGCCCCACAGAAUCUCAGCAGCACAAUACAGGCCAGUCAACCCAAGAAGAGUUUAAGGCCGGGGGUAAAAAGGUCUGGCUUAGAUGGACAUUUGUUCGUUAAGAGCAAAGUGGCUUCAUUGCUGCUGUCUGAAUAUUCAAAUGGAUUUGGAGAAAAUUUUUAUAAGGUAAAGAAGAAGCGAAAACCUCUAAAAAACCGCAGACCACAGUCAGAAAACAUCUGAAGCAACGGCAAACAUCUGGGGGCAUGUUGUCAGGCGUGAUGCUGUUAACCCAGGUCAAGUGACGUCAAAAUGAAGUGAACAGCCCUGAGCUGAGUCCAGCAAAUUCCUGAAUCAUCACUCUUAUCUAAGUCCUGAACUGCUGUUUGUGUCUUUUCGAAUUGUGCUUAUAAAAGAGAGAAAAUUUACUUGUAACUUAUUAAAUGGAGAUGAAAAAAUGGAUUUGAAUUAAUUUCACAGAAAGCGCUUUGUACCACUUAAAGCAAAUACGUCCUCCAGUCACCUCCCAUAUCAGAUACAAACCCAGGUCCUGAAGGAAUAACUUUUUAGUAUUGUAAUAAAUUAUGAUGUGCAGCUGCCCAUUGGAGAAGGGGGGAAAAUGCUUCAUUUCAUCUGUCUGCUUGGGAUACAAACCCAGAUAUCCAAGUUAAGAGGAGCAGUGUUCCACAUCCCUACAAUGAAGAUCUGUCUGUUGCAGGACA
Molecule: messenger RNA, 3088 nt
Organism: Stegostoma tigrinum
Lineage: Eukaryota; Metazoa; Chordata; Chondrichthyes; Orectolobiformes; Stegostomatidae
Gene: ddx31
Product: DEAD (Asp-Glu-Ala-Asp) box polypeptide 31
Exons: 20
Coding region: 402-2609 (735 amino acids)
Biological process (GO): ribosome biogenesis
Cellular component (GO): nucleus
Molecular function (GO): ATP binding; RNA helicase activity; nucleic acid binding
Source: RefSeq, a predicted model, not a curated record